GAGGGGCCGGAGGAGCCGCUGCGAGCUCCGCUGUGGGCAGCGCAAGCUGGCGAGCAGCGCGGCGGCAGCGAGCGCGGACGGCGGGGGCACGGCACGCUCCGCUCUUGCGCCGCACCCCGGGGCCAUAGGUGCUCUUUAUGGCAUGUGGCUGGUAACUUUUUUCCUGCUGUACUCUUUGCGGAAAGCACACGCUGAAGAUGUUGGAACCAGCCUCUACUUUGUGAACGACUCUCUGCAGCAGGUCACCUUCUCCAGCACAGUGGGGGUGGUGAUCCCCUGCCCGGCAGCAGGGUCACCCAGCGCCGUCCUUCGGUGGUACCUCGCCACAGGCGACGACAUCUACGAUGUGCCCCACAUCCGGCAUGUCCAUGCCAAUGGGACUUUGCAGCUCUACCCCUUCUCGCCGUCAGCCUUCAAUAGCUUUAUCCACGACAACGACUACUUCUGCACCGCGGAGAACUCGGCAGGCAAAAUCAGGAGCCCAAAUAUCCGUGUUAAAGCAGUUUUCAGGGAACCGUACACUGUUCGGGUGGAGGACCAAAGGUCGAUGCGUGGAAACGUGGCUGUUUUCAAGUGCCUCAUCCCCUCAUCAGUGCAGGAAUAUGUUAGUGUUGUGUCCUGGGAGAAAGACACCGUUUCUAUCAUCCCAGAAAAUAGGUUUUUUAUUACUUCGUACGGAGGUUUGUACAUAUCGGACGUGCAGAAGGAGGAUGCCUUGUCCACGUACCGGUGUAUCACCAAGCACAAGUACAGCGGGGAGACGCGCCAGAGCAACGGCGCCAGGCUCUCGGUGUCAGACCCGGCGGAGUCCGUCCCCACCGUGCUAGACGGCUUCCAGUCGCGGGAGGUGGGGGCGGGCCGGCCCGUGGAGCUGCCCUGCAUCGCCUCGGGCUACCCCAACCCCGCCGUCCGCUGGAUCAAGGACGGGCGCCCGCUGCCCGCCGACGGCCGCUGGACCAAGCGCGUCACGGGCCUCCUGAUCAGCGAGCUGCGCGUGGAGGACGGCGGGACCUACGUCUGCGAGGUCACCAACACCUUCGGGUCCGCGGAGGUCACGGGGACCCUCACGGUCAUAGACCCGCUGCGUGUGACCCUCACACCAAAGAAGCUCAAAACGGGCAUCGGCAGCACCGUCAUCCUCUCCUGCGCCCUCAGCGGGUCCCCGGAGUACGUCAUCCGCUGGUACCGCAACACGGACCUCGUGGCGGUGGACGACUACAUCUCCAUCCGCGGCAUCAGCAACGAGACCCUGCUCAUCACGGCGGCGCAGAAGAGCCACUCGGGCGCCUACCAGUGCUUCGCCACCCGCAAGGCGCAGACGGCGCAGGACUUCUCCAUCAUCACGCUGGAGGAUGGGACCCCCCGCAUCGUCUCCUCCUUCAGCGAGAAGGUGGUCAACCCCGGGGAGCAGUUCUCCCUCAUGUGCGCCGCCAAGGGCGCUCCGCCGCCGACCGUCACCUGGGCGCUGGACGAUGAGCCCAUCCAGAGGGACAACGGGCACCGCACCAACCAGUACACCAUGUCGGACGGCACCACGGUGAGCCACAUGAACGUGACGAGCCCGCAGAUCAAGGACGGCGGCGUGUACCGGUGCACCGCGCGGAACUCGGUGGGCAGCGCCGAAUACCAAGCGCGAAUAAACGUAAGAGGUCCCCCGAGCAUCCGAGCGAUGAAGAACAUAACGGCAGUCGCGGGUAGGGACACUUUCAUCAACUGCAGGGUGAUCGGGUACCCGUAUUACUCCAUCAAGUGGUACAAGGACUCUUUGCUGCUGCCCGAUAACCACCGCCAAGUGGUCUUUGAGAACGGGACUCUGAAGCUGAUGGAUGUCCAGAAAGGCAUGGACGAAGGAGAGUAUGUCUGCAGCGUGCUGAUCCAGCCCCAGCUCUCCAUCAGCCAGAGCGUCCACGUCACGGUGAAAGUCCCUCCUCUGAUCCAGCCCUUCGAGUUCCCGCCAGCCUCCAUCGGGCAGCUGCUCUACAUCCCCUGCGUGGUCUCCUCCGGGGACAUGCCCAUCCACAUCACCUGGAGGAAGGACGGGCACGUCAUCCUCUCCGGCUCCGGGGUCACCAUCGAGAGCAAAGAGUUCAUGAGCUCCCUGCAGAUCUCCAGCGUCUCCCUCAAGCACAACGGCAACUACACGUGCAUCGCCAGCAACGCCGCCGCCACCGUCAGCCGCGAGCGGCAGCUCAUCGUGCGGGUGCCUCCUCGUUUCGUGGUCCAACCCAACAACCAAGACGGCAUCUACGGUAAAGCCGGGGUGCUGAACUGCUCCGUCGACGGGUACCCCCCUCCGAAAGUCAUGUGGAAGCACGCGAAAGGAAGCGGGAACCCGCAGCAGUACCACCCCAUCCCCCUCACGGGCCGCAUCCAGAUCCUUCCCAACAGCUCCCUGCUCAUUCGCCACGUGCUGGAGGAGGACAUCGGCUACUACCUGUGCCAGGCCAGCAACGGCGUGGGCACGGACAUCAGCAAGUCCAUGUUUCUCACCGUGAAGAUCCCGGCCAUGAUCACCUCCCACCCCAACACCACCAUCGCCAUCAAGGGCCAGACGAAGGAGCUCAACUGCACCGCCCGGGGCGAGCGGCCCAUCAUCAUCCGCUGGGAGAAGGGCGACACCGUCAUCGACCCCGACCGCAACAUGCGCUACGCCAUCGCCACCAAGGACAACGGCGACGAGGUCAUCUCCACCCUCAAGCUGAAGCCGGCUGACCGCGGCGACUCCGUCUUCUUUUCCUGCCACGCGAUCAACUCGUACGGCGAGGACCGGGGCUUGAUCCAGCUCACCGUGCAAGAGCCCCCCGACCCGCCGGAGCUGGAGAUCCGCGAGGUGAAAGCCCGCAGCAUGAACCUGCGGUGGACCCAGCGCUUCGACGGCAACAGCAUCAUCACCGGCUUCGACAUCGAGUACAAGAACAAGUCAGAUUCCUGGGACUUCAAGCAGUCCACGCGCAACAUCUCCCCGACCAUCAACCAGGCCAACAUCGUGGACCUGCACCCGGCCUCGGUCUACAGCAUCCGCAUGUACUCCUUCAACAAGAUCGGGCGCAGCGAGCCCAGCAAGGAGCUCACCAUCAGCACCGAGGAAGCAGCUCCGGACGGGCCCCCCAUGGACGUCACCCUGCAGCCCAUGACGUCCCAGAGCAUCCAGGUCACCUGGAAGGCGCCCAAGAAGGAGCUGCAGAACGGGGUGAUCCGCGGCUACCAGAUCGGGUACCGGGAGAACAGCCCCGGCAGCAACGGGCAGUACAGCAUCGUGGAGAUGAAGGCCACCGGCGACAGCGAGGUCUACACGCUGGACAACCUCAAGAAGUUUGCGCAGUACGGCGUGGUGGUGCAGGCCUUCAACCGCGCGGGGACGGGGCCGUCCUCCAGCGAGAUCAACGCCACGACGCUGGAGGACGUGCCCAGCCAGCCCCCCGAGAACGUGCGGGCCAUCUCCAUCACCUCGGACGUGGCCGUCAUCUCCUGGUCGGAGCCGCCGCGCAGCACCCUCAACGGUGUGCUCAAGGGCUACCGCGUCAUCUUCUGGUCCCUCUACGUGGACGGAGAGUGGGGGGAGAUGCAGAACAUCACGACCACGCGGGAGCGAGUGGAGCUGCGCGGCAUGGAGAAGUUCACCAACUACAGCGUGCAGGUGCUGGCGUACACCCAGGCCGGCGACGGCGUCCGCAGCAGCGUGCUCUACAUCCAGACCAAGGAGGACGUUCCAGGUCCCCCCGCCGGCAUCAAGGCCGUGCCGUCGUCGGCCAGCAGCGUGGUGGUGUCCUGGCUGCCCCCGGCGAAGCCCAACGGCAUCAUCCGCAAGUACACCAUCUUCUGCUCCAGCCCCGGCUCCGGGCAGCCGGCUCCCAGCGAGUACGAGACCAGCCCCGACCAGCUCUUCUACCGCAUCGCCCACCUGACCCGCGGGCAGCAGUACAUGCUGUGGGUGGCCGCCGUCACCUCCGCCGGCCGCGGCAACAUCAGCGAGAAGGUCACCAUCGAGCCCGCCGGGAAAGCCCCAGCCAAGAUCAUCUCCUUCGGCGGCACGGUCACCACGCCGUGGAUGAAGGACGUGAGGCUGCCGUGCAACUCGGUGGGGGAGCCGGCGCCUGCCAUCAAGUGGACGAAGGACAGCGAGGACACCGCCAUCCCCGUGACGGCGGACGGGCACCGGCUGAUCCAGGCCAACGGCACGCUGGUGCUGCGCGCGGUGAAGGCCGAGGACUCGGGCUACUACACCUGCACGGCCACCAACACCUGGGGCUUCGACACCAUCAUCAUCAACCUGCUGGUGCAAGUGCCCCCGGACCAGCCGCGGCUGACGGUGUCCAAGACCUCGGCCUCGUCCAUCACGCUGGCCUGGAUUCCCGGCGACAACGGCGGCAGCUCCAUCCGAGGCUUCGUGCUGCAGUACUCGGUGGACAACAGCGAGGAGUGGAAGGACGUGUUCAUCAGCUCCGCCGAGCGCUCCUUCAAGCUGGACAGCCUCAAGUGCGGCACCUGGUACAAGGUGAAGCUGGCGGCCAAGAACAGCGUCGGCGCCGGCCGCAUCAGCGAGAUCAUCGAGGCCAAGACCCACGGCAGAGAGCCCUCCUUCAGCAAGGAGCAGCACCUCUUCACCCACAUCAACGCCACGCACGCGCGCCUCAACCUGCAGGGCUGGAGCAGCGGCGGCUGCCCCAUCACCGCCAUCGUCCUCGAGUACCGGCCCAAGGGCAACUGGGGAUGGCAGAGCCUGCGCACCAACAGCUCCGGCGAGGUCUUCCUGACGGAGCUGCGCGAGGCCACCUGGUACGAGCUCCGCAUGAAGGCCUGCAACAGCGCCGGCUGCGGCAACGAGACGGCCCAGUUCGCCACGCUGGACUACGACGGCAGCACCAUCCCGCCUAUCAAGUCCGCCCAGGGGGAGGGCGACGACGUGAAGAAGCUCUUCACCAUCGCCUGCCCCGUGAUCCUGGCCACCCUCGGCGUGGCCCUGCUCUUCAUCAUCCGCAAGAAGAGGAAGGAGAAGCGGCUGAAGAGGCUGCGAGAUGCCAAGAGCUUGGCGGAGAUGCUGAUCAGCAAGAACAACCGGAGCUUCGACACCCCCGUGAAGGGCCCCCCGCAGGGCCCCCGGCUCCACAUCGACAUCCCGCGCGUGCAGCUCCUCAUCGAGGACAAGGAGGGCAUCAAACAGCUGGGGGACGACAAAGCUACGAUCCCGGUGACGGACACGGAGUUCAGCCAGGCCGUGAACCCCCAGAGCUUCUGCACGGGCGUCUCGCUGCACCACCCGGCUCUGAUCCAGAACACGGGGCCCCUCAUCGACAUGUCGGACAUUCGCCCCGGCACCAACCCGGUGUCGAGGAAGAGCGUGAAGUCUGCGCACAGCACCCGCAACAGGUACUCCAGCCAGUGGACCCUCACCAAGUGCCAGGCGUCCACCCCGGCACGGACCCUCACCUCCGACUGGAGGACCGUGGGCUCCCAGCACGGGAUCACAGUCACGGAGAGCGACAGCUACAGCGCCAGCCUCUCCCAGGACACAGACAAAGGGCGGAACAGCAUGGUGUCGACAGAAAGCGCGUCGUCCACCUACGAGGAGCUGGCCCGAGCCUACGAGCACGCCAAGCUGGAGGAGCAGCUGCAGCACGCCAAGUUCGAGAUCACCGAGUGCUUCAUCUCCGACAGCUCUUCGGACCAGAUGACCACCGGAACGAACGAGAACGCGGACAGCAUGACGUCCAUGAGCACCCCCUCCGAGCCCGGCAUCUGCCGCUUCACCGCCUCCCCGCCCAAGCCCCAGGACAGCGACCGAGGCAAGAACGUGGCCGUGCCCAUCCCGCACAGAGCCAACAAGAGCGACUACUGCAACCUCCCGCUGUACGUGAAGUCGGAAGCCUUCUUCCGCAAGCCGGACGCCCACGACCCGUGCCCCGUGGUGCCGCCCCGGGAAGCCUCCAUCCGCAACCUCGCCAGGGCCUACCACACGCAGGCCAGGCACAUGACGCUGGAGCCCGGCAGCAAGCCCCUGGGGCUGCCUCCCCCAGCCUCCUCCACAACGACUUUACCUCAAAGGACUCUCACCAUGCCAGGCUCGACCAGCGCCGCCGCUGCGCCCGCUGCCGCCGCUCCUGCCCCUGCCGCCGCCGCCGCCGAGCCCGCUGCCGCCGCCGGCGCCGAGCCGCGCAUGCCCACGCACACCAAAAUGGGAGGCUCGAGGGACUCGCUACUAGAAAUGAGCACGUCCGGUAUAGGAAGGUCUCAAAAACAAGGGGCUGGAGCGUAUUCCAAAUCCUACACUCUCGUGUAGGAAACUAGGAAGCAACCACAAUGAACUCUGCCGGUUUCCUGCGCUAUUUAUAUUUAAAUAACAAAAACUCUUGUACAUAAUGAACUCUUUUGUAUAAAUGAAACUAUUUUCUUCUUCUCCAAACAGAAAAAGAAACCAGGGCACAAAGAAUUUGAUGUUACAGAUUUAAAAAUAUAAUAUAUAUGUAAACAUAUAUAUAUAUAUUUCACAUCAUUUUGAAAGGGGCACAAGGAAAGACUCAGCGACUUUUUUUUCCCUGAUAUUGUCGGUGGUUUUGAAAAAGGAACGUCUCGAAGACAUUGCAUGCUAUUUUACUGUUCUGAAAACAACAGGAGUUGCUUCAAUUUGCAAAUGCUUAUGUGUUAAUACCUUUUUCUAUGAAAAAAAAACCAGCGCUGUGUGCAAUAAAGGUUAUGUUUAUA
Messenger RNA from Dromaius novaehollandiae (emu), 6699 nucleotides. It is a transcript of the gene DSCAML1, whose product is annotated as DS cell adhesion molecule like 1. Gene Ontology annotation, biological process: homophilic cell-cell adhesion; dendrite self-avoidance; axon guidance. The transcript is spliced from 33 exons. Gene Ontology annotation, molecular function: cell-cell adhesion mediator activity. Gene Ontology annotation, cellular component: plasma membrane; axon. Lineage: Eukaryota; Metazoa; Chordata; Aves; Casuariiformes; Dromaiidae. The record is from RefSeq and is a predicted model, not a curated record. The coding region runs from base 143 to 6277 and encodes 2044 amino acids.